Raphanus sativus (radish) is the source of this 624-nucleotide messenger RNA. RefSeq names its product photosystem I reaction center subunit VI, chloroplastic. Bases 62 to 499 code for a protein of 145 amino acids. NCBI's taxonomy places the organism in Eukaryota, Viridiplantae, Streptophyta, Magnoliopsida, Brassicales, Brassicaceae. Gene Ontology annotation, biological process: photosynthesis. The record is from RefSeq and is a predicted model, not a curated record. Gene Ontology annotation, cellular component: photosystem I reaction center; chloroplast thylakoid membrane; photosystem I. The transcript is spliced from 3 exons.
CGCUCACUUACUUUGGCAACAACAACGAGAUAAGUCUUUAUUAUUUGUUGGUCUGAGAAACAUGGCGUCUUUAGCAACCGUCGCCGCCGUUCAACCCUCCACCGCCAUCAAAGGACUCGGAGGAAGCUCUCUGGCCGGAGCUAAGCUCUUUAUCAAGCCUUCUCGCCAAAGCUUCAAACCCAAAUCCUCAAGAGCUGGUGCCGUGGUGGCUAAGUAUGGAGACAAAAGUGUGUACUUUGAUUUAGAAGAUUUGGGUAACACAACAGGACAAUGGGACUUGUAUGGAUCUGAUGCUCCUUCUCCUUAUAACCCACUUCAGAGCAAGUUCUUUGAGACAUUUGCUGCUCCUUUCACAAAGAGAGGUUUGCUUCUCAAGUUCUUGAUUCUUGGAGGUGGCUCCUUGCUCACUUAUGUCAGUGCUUCCUCGACCGGUGAUGUUCUUCCUAUCAAGAGAGGUCCUCAAGAGAAGCCUAAGCUCGGUCCUAGGGGCAAGCUUUAAAUUAGCUUUCUAAAAUCCAUUCAAAAUGUCAUGAAACUUUCUAUUCAAUUCUGUGAACCCUUUUAAUGAUCUAUGUAUAUUGUGCUGUAUUAAUUGCUUUCUAAGCUAGUGAAUUAUGAGAAUCA